Ananas comosus (pineapple) is the source of this 1648-nucleotide messenger RNA. Its product is annotated as bZIP transcription factor 11-like. Gene Ontology annotation, molecular function: transcription cis-regulatory region binding; DNA-binding transcription factor activity. Gene Ontology annotation, biological process: positive regulation of DNA-templated transcription. Gene Ontology annotation, cellular component: nucleus. The transcript has a single exon. The record is from RefSeq and is a predicted model, not a curated record. Bases 940 to 1425 code for a protein of 161 amino acids. Lineage: Eukaryota; Viridiplantae; Streptophyta; Magnoliopsida; Poales; Bromeliaceae.
CCCUCCCCAAUUCCCUUUUCCCCCUCUCCUCUCCUCCCUUAGUAAGGUUUCCUCUCAUACCAUUACUCUGCUCCUCUGUUUCCUCUGUUUUGUUUUUUUGCUCUCUUUUUUUUUUGGGGUUUCUUUUGGGGGUCUCAUUUUUAAGAUUCCUAAUCCCAAAACCCUCCCCCCCUCCCCUGAAUCUCACUUAAUUUGGUGGUGGAAUAUCCAUAUUCAUAUUCAUAUUCAUAAUCAUAAAUCCCCUGUUUUUGCUCCCUUUUGAUUUCUUCCUAUUUACAGGGGAGGUUCUGCCAAAAUUUCCACCAAUCUUUUUUGGAGUUUUUAAGUCCAAAAACUAGAAAUCACAUCUUGAAUUUGGACUCCAGAAAAAAAAAAAAUGAGAAAAACCUCAACUUGAUAUCAAAAUUAAAGGGGUUUAUUAUCAUCUUGCUCUGUUAUUUUCUCCAUUUCCAGGGGAGACUCUGCCAAAAUUUCCCCCAUAGGUUUUUGGAUUUUAGAUCCAAAAACACAAACAAAUUCUUGUAAAAAAAAGUUGGGUGCUUUGACUUAAGAUUCCCCUGUUCUCCCUGAGCCUAAAAAUCCAAUUUUUAUCUACUUUUUUCCCCUGUUUUUUUUUCCCCUGUUUUUUCUUUUGUGUUCUAAUUUUUGUUUCACAUGGACACCAUGAAUCCCUGCUGAUGUUUCCAAUUGAUGCCGCUCAUCCUCAGUGAGAUCCUGCUCUCGGGUUUUAUGAUCAACUCCUCCCUGCGGCGCCGAACCCCCCUCUUUCAAUCCUUCUCUGUUCUCUUCCUCUACUGGUUCUAUGUUUUCUCCGAAUUACACCACCACCACCAAAACCACUUAACCAAUCACAUAAUAACUACUACUAGCUCUAGAUCCAUUGAAUUAUCACACACCUCGUAAUCUCUAAAUUUGUGUACUCAAAAAGUUGAAAAAAGAAUGGCUUCUUCUAGCGGAACAACGACGACGACGACGACGUCGGGGUCAUCGGAGGAGGAGCUGCAGGUGCAGAUGGACGUGAAGCGGCGGAAGCGGAUGGCGUCGAACCGGGAGUCGGCGCGGCGCAGCCGCCAGCGGAAGCAGCAGCAGCUGGAGGAGCUGAAAUCCCUGCUGGGCUGCCUGAAGCAGCAGAAGCAGCAGCUGCUCUGCUCCCUGGGCAGCACUGAGUCCCACUUAUCUGCCCUGCAGGGGGAGAACUCUGUUCUCAGAACCCAGCUCCUGGAACUCACCAAUAGACUCUGCUCCUUAACUGAGAUCCUACAAUAUCUCAAUGGAUUAAAUGGAUUUAAUGGAUUAAAUGGGAUGGUUAAUGAGAACACUAAUCACUAUAAUUACUAUAAUAAUUACAACAACAAUUAUGAUAAUAAUAAUAAUUGUGAUGGGUACAGUAGAUUGGUGCAUCUGAACCAACCCAUAAUUAUGUGAGAGAGAGAGUGUUUGUGUUUUUUUAUUAGAGAGUUGGUAUUGUAAAUUUUUAUUAGUAUUAUUAUUGCUUUUGGAAGUGGUUGGGAUUGUGGGGUUUGUGGAAAAUUAGGGAGGCGGCCGUAAUAGUGGUUCUGCUAUUAUUAAAGAACCAUUUGUAUUUGUUUAAGCUUUGUUUCUUUUUCUUUUUCUUUUUUAAGAACAAGUACUCUGUUUUUGGUCCACA